AUGUCUUCCCCAAGCAAACGCAGGGAGAUGGACUUGAUGAAACUGAUGAUGAGUGAUUAUAAGGUAGAUAUGAUCAAUGAUGGAAUGCAUGAGUUCUAUGUAGAUUUCCAUGGACCCAGUGAAAGUCCUUAUCAGGGAGGGGUGUGGAGGAUAAGAGUUGAAUUACCAGAUGCUUAUCCCUAUAAAUCUCCCUCAAUAGGCUUUGUCAAUAAGAUCUACCACCCAAAUGUUGAUGAGAUGUCAGGUUCAGUUUGUUUAGAUGUUAUCAAUCAAACGUGGAGCCCCAUGUUUGAUCUGGUGAACGUAUUUGAAGUAUUCCUACCACAGCUUCUGCUGUAUCCCAAUCCAUCAGACCCUUUGAAUGGAGAGGCUGCCGCUAUGAUGAUGCGCGACAGAGCUGCUUACGAACAAAGAGUUAAAGAAUUCUGUCAGAAGUAUGCAAAGCCUGAAGAUAUAGGAGCUGUCCCAGAAGACAAAUCAAGUGAUGAGGAACUAAGUGAAGAUGAAUCUGAUUCUUGUGAUGAUCAAGUGGCAGGUCAAGCAGAUCCAUAG
Molecule: messenger RNA, 552 nt
Organism: Prunus armeniaca (apricot)
Lineage: Eukaryota; Viridiplantae; Streptophyta; Magnoliopsida; Rosales; Rosaceae
Source: the annotation of a GenBank genome assembly